AUGUUGAGGAAGAGAUACGCUAAUGAUAAUGCAGCGUUUGCUGCGAUGUUUCCCGUCUUGGCAAAGUAUUUAAAGGGCGAUGAACUCGUCAAGAUUCUGGUUGGAGGACUAACGCUGGAUAAAACGAGAGAUAACGCUACUAAAGUGCUUAACGGACAAGCAGAGAAACUGAUCAAAUCUUGGGUAGACGAUGGCAAAGAUGAGGCAUACAUAUCAUUCGUCGAAACAAAGCAAGACAAGCCCAGUAGAGAAUGA
This is a messenger RNA of Peronospora farinosa, 255 nucleotides long. NCBI's taxonomy places the organism in Eukaryota, Oomycota, Peronosporomycetes, Peronosporales, Peronosporaceae. The record is from the annotation of a GenBank genome assembly.